CAAUCCCAUUGCAUCGCUAGUAACUUAGAAACAGAAACCAUGGCUGAGACUCUUUCUCUCCGCGGCGUGCUCAAGGGUCACGAGGGCUGGGUUACCUCCCUCGCCACCCCCCUCGACAACAACUCCGACAUGCUCCUGUCGUCCUCCCGCGACAAGACUGUCAUCCUGUGGACCCUGACCCGUGAGGAGGGCAACUACGGCUACGCGCAGAAGGCGCUCCGUGGUCACUCCCACUUCGUGCAGGACGUCGUGAUCUCUUCCGACGGCCAGUUUGCCCUCUCCGGCUCCUGGGACGGAACCCUCCGCCUCUGGGACCUCAACACUGGCUCCACCACCCGCCGCUUCGUCGGCCACUCCAAGGAUGUGCUCUCCGUCGCCUUCUCCGUGGACAACCGCCAGAUCGUCUCCGGCUCCCGCGACAAGACCAUCAAGCUUUGGAACACCCUCGGCGAGUGCAAGUACACCAUCCAGGAGCAGGAGGGUCACACCGAGUGGGUGUCUUGCGUGCGCUUCUCCCCCGUCACCUCCAACCCCAUCAUCGUGUCCGGCGGCUGGGACAAGCUCGUGAAGGUCUGGAACCUCACCAACUGCAAGCUCCGCACCAACCUCGUCGGCCACACCGGCUACAUCAACACCGUCACCGUCUCCCCCGACGGCUCCCUCUGCGCCUCCGGCGGUAAGGACGGCGUCGCGAUGCUCUGGGACCUCGCCGAGGGCAAGCGCCUCUACUCCCUCGACGCGGGUGACAUCAUCUACGCACUCUGCUUCUCCCCCAACCGCUACUGGCUGUGCGCGGCGACCCAGUCCUGCGUCAAGAUCUGGGAUCUCGAGUCCAAGUCCAUCGUGGACGAGCUCCACCCCGAGUUCCCCCCCGUCGGCAAGAAGUCCAUCCCCCCCUUCUGCACCUCCCUCCAGUGGUCCUCGGACGGCGCCACUCUCUUCACCGGCUACACCGACUGCCAGAUCCGCGUGUGGACCGUGUCCCGCGCCAUCGGCGGCGCCGGCGCUUUCUAAGUUAGUCCGUUAAAAGCUAGUCGUGCGUGUUGAAAUGGGAUAACACUACAUUAUACGUG
This is a messenger RNA of Micromonas commoda, 1073 nucleotides long. RefSeq lists its product with no specific name. The record is from RefSeq and is a predicted model, not a curated record. NCBI's taxonomy places the organism in Eukaryota, Viridiplantae, Chlorophyta, Mamiellophyceae, Mamiellales, Mamiellaceae. The transcript has 2 exons. Gene Ontology annotation, cellular component: nucleus; cytosol. Gene Ontology annotation, molecular function: ribosome binding; protein kinase C binding; translation regulator activity. Gene Ontology annotation, biological process: positive regulation of protein phosphorylation; rescue of stalled cytosolic ribosome. Bases 40 to 1014 code for a protein of 324 amino acids.